AUGAUCUACCAGGUCCUACCUGCUAUGGUAUCGAGCCAUCUUCCUACGAUACCCUCCAUACGGCGGUCGAUAAGCGAAAUUCGUGACCGAAGGCUGCAUAGCAAAGCGAACUCGAUCACGGAGAUAUUGCUGCCUGGCACUCCACCGCCCGGCUACACAUCACGAGCCAGUAGUGGUAGCGCAACACCGAACAGGCGGUCUCCUAUCGCUGGCGAGGCGGAACUCGACUUCCCAGACGAUGUGUCUGAGAGGCCAGGCAGCUCGAAUAGCUCGGCUCCUCCGCUGUUCUCUGCGUAUGAGAGCAGGACGGGUAUCCAUUGGAAGUACGCUGGCCAAGGCGUCAAUCUGAUGACUCUGGCACACCGAGAGUCCAGUAUACCCACCUACGGUAUCGACGAGACGUCUCCUGUUCUCACGCGACAACUGUACCUGCACAGCAUGACGUACCUGCUCCGUGGCCUUCCGUCAGAUCUUACACCAGAGGAGCUGCUGAGCUUGCAAGCAGCCGCACCGCAAGAGUUGAUUGAGUUGCAGGCGAACCCAAACCACCAUGCUCUCAUGCCUCGUCCGCAGCAAAGCCAGGUCCAGCGUGACGUACCGCCGCAAGAACCAUCUGUGCUGCAGCGCAUAACGGCCACACUUGUUCUGCAAGCCUUCCUUCUCAUGCAGUUGCUCGUACCGUACAUUAAGAUACUCCUCUCACACGCAUAUCAGUUCGAGCGCGAACACCACCUCACCAAGAGGCUUGUCAACGGCAGCAUCAGUACCGUGGACGAAGUGGGCAGGAGAAGCCUGCGGCUCUCGCAGACGAUCUGCCAGAUGAAUGAUGGGAAGGUAGGGCAGGCCAUCAAUGAGAUGACGAUCUGGUGGGUGCGAGGCGUGACGGGCGGAUUGCAACAGGGCUUUGAGGAGGGACUCAGCCGGCAGCGGAGAGUUGGUGAGGUGGGCAAGAUGCAGCAGAUGGAGUGA
Molecule: messenger RNA, 969 nt
Organism: Ascochyta rabiei
Lineage: Eukaryota; Fungi; Ascomycota; Dothideomycetes; Pleosporales; Didymellaceae
Exons: 2
Coding region: 1-969 (322 amino acids)
Source: RefSeq, a predicted model, not a curated record